AGUAGUACGAGAUUAUUCUCCCACCUGUCUGAUAACACUUCAUUUCAAACCACUCUGUAAUUCCCAGUAUCUAUCCACGCUCCAUUAUUGCCUUCUUAGUCCUUGAUUUUCCCUAAUUACCAUAGUUAACUCUCAAAUUUUCAACCUCAAAUUUCUUCUUGAGCCCUUCAAAAAAAAAAUAAAAAAAAAAUCCCCCUUUUUAACAUUUUGGCUUCAAGAAACCCUAAUUCUAAUUAAAUACACAAAUUUCCCAAAUACCCUUUUCCGAUUUUAUGUAAUUGAGCUUGAAGGUGCUUAAUUGAAGCUUGUUGGGAAUUUGGAUUUUGUGGAAAUCUUAUUAAUUCCAAAGAUUGUUCUUUUGUUCUUGAUUGGUGUUAAAGAGGAUUUGGUCUAAAAAUAAAGAUUAGAAGAUGGAGAACUAUGAGCUGGUAAAAGAUAUAGGGUCUGGGAAUUUUGGAGUUGCAAGGCUUAUGAGGCACAAGCAGACCAAAGAGCUGGUUGCAAUGAAAUAUAUUGAGAGAGGCCACAAGAUUGAUGAGAAUGUUGCAAGGGAGAUCAUAAAUCAUAAAUCGCUUCGACAUCCAAACAUAAUUCGGUUCAAAGAGGUGGUAUUAACCCCCACUCAUCUUGCCAUUCUUAUGGAAUAUGCAGCUGGCGGAGAGCUGUUUGAGCGCAUUUGCAAUGCCGGAAGGUUCAGUGAAGAUGAGGCUAGAUAUUUCUUCCAGCAGCUUAUUUCAGGAGUCUGCUACUGUCACAACAUGCAAAUAUGCCAUCGAGAUUUGAAACUGGAGAAUACUCUAUUGGACGGCAGUCCAGCACCACGCUUGAAGAUUUGCGAUUUUGGAUACUCAAAGUCGUCUCUGCUGCAUUCAAGGCCAAAAUCAACUGUUGGAACUCCCGCUUAUAUUGCUCCUGAAGUUCUAUCUAGAAGAGAGUAUGAUGGCAAGCUGGCUGAUGUUUGGUCAUGUGGAGUGACACUUUAUGUAAUGCUGGUUGGUGCAUACCCUUUUGAAGACCAGGAGGAUCCAAAGAACUUUAGGAAAACUAUUCAACGAAUAAUGUCGGUGCAGUAUAAGGUUCCCGAUUAUGUUCACAUAUCACAGGACUGUAGGCACCUUCUCUCUCGCAUAUUUGUUGCCAAUCCAGCAAGAAGAAUUACAAUCAAAGAAAUCAAAACCCACCCGUGGUUUUUGAAGAAUUUGCCUAGGGAAUUAACAGAAGCAGCACAGAUUGCUUAUUACAGAAAAGAAAAUCCAACCUUUUCCCUUCAGACUGCGGAGGAGAUCAUGAAAAUUGUGGAAGACGCAAAGACCCCUGCUCCAGCUUCCCGUUCAGUCGGAGGGUUUGGCUGGGUUGGUGAAGAAGAAGACGGGGAAAACGAAGAAGAAUUAGAAGAGGACGACGAAGAAGAAGAUGAAUACGAAAAGCAAGUGAAGCAGGUACACGAAAGUGGAGAAUUUCAUGUCAUUUAAGGUCUUAAGUAAUCUAUGUUGCUUGUUGAAAGCAACAGCUUUUAUGUAUUGCUUUUCUUGGUUGUGUAAAAUUGGUUGUAGCUAAGGUCUUAACUAACCUUUGUUGCUUGUAGAGAGCUAUAGCUUUUAUGUAUUGCUUUUCAUGGUUGUUUAAAAUUGGUUCUUUUCCCUGUUGUGUGUGAUUUAAGGAAGUCUGUAAAUUUAUAGUUUUUUGGUCAGGGGGCUUGUGAAUUUUAUUGCUAUGUUGCAAGGGCAAUGGUAUGCUGAUUUUGUUAGUCAAAGGCGUUGAAUUAUAAGCCUAAAGUGCCUGGUUUUCAGACAAACUUGAGUUUUAAUUGACAGGCUUUGGGUCAAUAUUAUGAUAGUGUACACUGAAUGGUUGGUUUCUCAGUUAUGAAUAUGAAAGAUUGAUUUAUUUUCGGUAA
Messenger RNA from Lycium ferocissimum, 1897 nucleotides. RefSeq names its product serine/threonine-protein kinase SRK2A-like. NCBI's taxonomy places the organism in Eukaryota, Viridiplantae, Streptophyta, Magnoliopsida, Solanales, Solanaceae. The record is from RefSeq and is a predicted model, not a curated record. Gene Ontology annotation, biological process: protein phosphorylation; intracellular signal transduction. The coding region runs from base 411 to 1472 and encodes 353 amino acids. Gene Ontology annotation, molecular function: protein serine/threonine kinase activity; ATP binding. The transcript has 10 exons.